Branchiostoma floridae (Florida lancelet) is the source of this 1784-nucleotide messenger RNA. Its product is annotated as gastrula zinc finger protein XlCGF8.2DB-like. Gene Ontology annotation, cellular component: nucleus. Gene Ontology annotation, biological process: regulation of transcription by RNA polymerase II. The record is from RefSeq and is a predicted model, not a curated record. The coding region runs from base 1 to 1167 and encodes 388 amino acids. NCBI's taxonomy places the organism in Eukaryota, Metazoa, Chordata, Leptocardii, Amphioxiformes, Branchiostomatidae. The transcript has a single exon. Gene Ontology annotation, molecular function: RNA polymerase II transcription regulatory region sequence-specific DNA binding; DNA-binding transcription factor activity, RNA polymerase II-specific.
AUGCACAAGAGCAAAUUCUCACAGGAGUCUGCCCGUGCAUGUGGACCCCCCAGUGAAAAGCUUCCUAAGGAACAAACUGCGAACGAGAUGCACAUUGAAGACAAUGAGGUAGAACUAGAAGACACAGGGUGGCAGAAGAAUGGAAAAGAAGAUGAACUAUUCCAGAAAAUGCACAGUCAGGGCCAGGAAACGUGCGACUUAAACAUAGCAACACGUCAUACUGGAAGCAUGACUAACAACGGUGAGGACCAGUCAGCAGACACGGGACGGCAACAAGAUGUUCUAAGCGAGGAAAGGUGUGGGGAAAACCGUACCCAGCCUGAGGAAGUCUCUAUUGAACAGAAAGAUAUUUUAGACCAACGCGUCAAGACUAAACACUUUGAUGAGAAUGAGAAACCCUUCAUGUGUAAGGAGUGUGGAUACAGAUCAGCUUACCGAUCAGGGUUGUCCAGACAUAAGAAAAAACACACCGGUGAGAUAGAUCACAACUGUGACCUGUGUGACUAUUCGGUGACAAAUCUACACAUCUUAGCCCGGCACAUAUUGGCAAAUCAUACAACUGGUGAGAAUCCCUACACGUGUAAAGUGUGCGAUUUCAGAACAACUUCUAAGUCUCAUAUGGUCAGUCACAUUAGAGCACAGUCAAGGGUUUUUAAGUGUGAUCAGUGUGACUAUUCUGCUAAACGAAAAGAGGGUUUAGAACGACACAUCCGGGCAAGACAUACAGAUGAAAAACCGUACAUGUGUGAGGAGUGCGGGUACAAGAUGGCUGAUCUUUCUAGUCUACACACACAUAGGAGAAAACACACUGGUCAUAAACCUCACAAAUGUGACCUUUGUGACUAUUCUGCUGCACGGAAGUCUUAUCUAGACAACCACAUGAUGGUAAAGCAUACCGGUGAGAAGCCCUACAUGUGUGAGGAGUGCGGGUACAGGACAGCUCACAGAAACGCCCUCGCCCGACAUAUGAAAAAUCACACCGGCGAGAAAGCUCACAAAUGUGACCUGUGUGACUAUUCUGCCGCACAGAAAGGCACUUUAGACACACACAUCAUGGCAAAACACACCGGUGAGAAACCCUACAUGUGUGGGGAGUGUGGGUACAGGACCGCUGUCCGGUCAAGUCUUGCCCAACAUAAGAAAAAACACAUUGUUGAAAAACCCUAGGCCUACAUGUUUGUGGAGAGCACGGAUACACAACAGCUGAUAGAUCUAGCUUAUGUAAGACAUCACAGACUUCAUACAAGCGAGAGUUUGAGUUUAUUCAUGUCUAAGCUUUUAAAACAACACAAGUAAACAUUGUAGCUAUUCUUCAUGUAGUCCUUUUCAAUCUCGUCAUCAUCAUCAUGGCAGGGCAUUGUUUUUAAUAUACAUAACUACAUAACACACAAGACCACAACAUAUACAAAAUUUACUUGUUGCACACUGAAUUCUUCGGUCCACGUGAGGUCCAUAUACAAUGUGAAAGAUAUGUAAUAACUUAUCAGUUUUGAACCAUAAUUUUUUCCAGUUGUGUUGCAUUCUGUACAAAAAGUGUUUUGCCUGAGCAUUUGUUCAGUGCUUCGGUAGUCUAGUGAUUUGUGACUUAGAUGAUCGUGUUCGAUAGCCAUAUAAUUGUAUUGUAAUCUGUUUAUGUAGACAAACUGACCGGUUGUUUUUCAUGACUCAUGAGGAUCCUAGAAUGAGACCAAUGUAACGUUAACACUUUUUUUCUACAUGUUAUAUUUAGCACCUCUUCUCUGUAAAUUUACUGUUGGUUAUGAAUAAAGAUGACACUGUUACAA